Messenger RNA from Tauraco erythrolophus (red-crested turaco), 1137 nucleotides. The record is from RefSeq and is a predicted model, not a curated record. NCBI's taxonomy places the organism in Eukaryota, Metazoa, Chordata, Aves, Musophagiformes, Musophagidae.
AUGAGACACGUGAGAUCGUGCGAGUCAUGCCAUGAAACUGGAUGGAAGGGUGACGAUAUGAAGAAAAGAGGUAAGCAGAAGCAUGACUCUGUUUCCUUGGAAGAUGUGAAGAAUUCCUGCAAAGAACCGAUGGAGGAGACGGAGAGGCAGUGCCCAGGGCUCACUGGCCUGUGGAAUCUGGGCAACACAUGCUACAUGAACGCAGUUUUGCAGUGCCUCUGCAGCGUGCCACCGCUCGUGGAGCAUUUCCUCUCGGGAAAGUACAAAACAGCCCUAUGCGAGGAGAAUGGUGAGUUUGCGACUGCCUUUGGCUGUUUGAUGUCCGAUAUGUGGUGUGGAGAGUUUGACUGUGUUUCCCCAAGGGAUUUUCAUUCAGCCCUUGGGAAGCGGUACCCAACUUUUAGCAAGAGAACUCAGCAGGAUGCGCAGGAGUUUCUGAUCUGUGUGCUCAGUGAGCUCCAUGAGGCUCUCAAGAAGUCAAGCAGAGACAGACAUAUAGCCAAUGCAAAAGCAAGCAGAGGGAGCGUCAGCGAAACAUCUAUUGUCACACAGUUGUUUGAGGGACAGCUCAGUUACGAUAUCACGUGUCUGGAAUGCAAGACCACCACCAAUCGACCCGAGAGCUUCACUGUUCUUUCCCUGCCCAUCCCUUCCAAGAACACAUGCUCUCUGCAGGUACGACUUCUAAGGCAUAAAUGUGUGUGGGAAUAGGACACACUAACUCAGAACAACCAAAUCCACUGUUCCUCGUGUGGAACUAAACAAGAUGCUGAAGUAAAGGGCACUAUAACCAAGGCACCGCAGAUCAUUAUUUUUCACCUGAAGAGGUUUGAAUGGCAAGGCAGGCACAGAAGGAAACUGUCUACUGACAUCUGCUAUCCGCUCAGCAAUCUGGAUCUCUCUCCAUACAGUUCCCCACCUUUCUGCACGGAGGCAGCGUACAGCCUGUGUGCUGUAGUGAACCACUGUGGUUUUCUGGAUGAUGGGCACUACACGGCAUUCUGCAAGCACUCAGUCACCAAAACCUGGUACAGCUUUGAUGACGCACAGCUCACCAGCAUCCCAGACUCCUCAGUGCAGAGCAACAAAGCUUACCUCCUGUUCUACGCCUGUCAAGACCUGCCCUACAGUCAAUAA